AUGAAGCAGUAUGCAAUUCAUUUCGGCUUCCGCGAACCAUAUCAAUGCCUUCUGGACGCCGACAUGAUCAGGGACGCAUCGCGAUUCGUAAUGGAUCUCGUUCCGGCACUAGAACGGACCCUCCACGGACAGGUAAAGCCGAUGGUCACGCAAUGCACGAUGCGGCAUCUCUACGCACGCAAUAAAGAGCCGGGGAUGGACAAGGUCAUAGAUCACGCCAAGACGUUUGAGAGAAGACGGUGCGGCCACCACCCGGAUCAGUUUCCCGAGCCCCAGAGCACAAUGGACUGCCUGCGGUCGGUAGUUGGUACGGAGUCGAACAAGCACAGAUACGUUGUAGCAACACAGGAUCACGAUGUGCGCAGAAUGUUUCGACAGGUUCCCGGUGUUCCCCUCAUUUACAUCGAGCGAAGCAUUAUGCUCCUAGAGCCAAUGGCUGGGGCCACAUCAAGGGUAGCGGCGAAGGAGGAAAGGGAGAAGUUCCGUGGUGGUAUCACCAAGGUCGGAGCCGGCGUGAAACGGAAACGAGAAGAGGAGGAGGAAAACCAGAGCAGUGCAGAUGACGAUAACGAAGGAGACCGAACAACUACAGAGCCAGAAAAGAAGAAAAAGAAGAAGCGAAGCGGACCGAAGCAGCCCAAUCCACUUGCUGUGAAGAAAGCCAAGAAGAAGCCGGCCGAGAGUCAAACAGGUCAGAAACCAAAGAAAGCAGAGAUACCAGCCGAGACACAAUCAUCAGAUGCGCCGGCGAAAAGGAAGAGGAAACGCAAACAUAAGUCCCAUGAAACAGGGGAUACCCAAGCUGAAGCUCAGCAGGAGGCUGUUUCAGCUGUUUGA
Messenger RNA from Phaeoacremonium minimum UCRPA7, 837 nucleotides. RefSeq names its product putative rrna-processing protein utp23 protein. The coding region runs from base 1 to 837 and encodes 278 amino acids. The record is from RefSeq and is a predicted model, not a curated record. NCBI's taxonomy places the organism in Eukaryota, Fungi, Ascomycota, Sordariomycetes, Togniniales, Togniniaceae. Gene Ontology annotation, molecular function: small ribosomal subunit rRNA binding. Gene Ontology annotation, cellular component: small-subunit processome; nucleolus. The transcript is spliced from 3 exons.